Molecule: messenger RNA, 1131 nt
Organism: Gloeophyllum trabeum ATCC 11539
Lineage: Eukaryota; Fungi; Basidiomycota; Agaricomycetes; Gloeophyllales; Gloeophyllaceae
Exons: 3
Coding region: 23-763 (246 amino acids)
Source: RefSeq, a predicted model, not a curated record
CCCAGCUCGCACUCCAUCCACCAUGAGCAACUACGACAACGACAACAGCUACGGCUCUGGCAACCAGGGCGCCGGGUACGGCGGUGGGAACAACAGCGACUCGUAUGGGUCGUCCAACCAGUCCGGUGGGAACAGCGACUCGUACGGCUCGUCCGGCCGUGGCGGGAACGACUCGUACAACCAGUCCGGUGGGAACAGCGACUCGUACGGUCGCGGAGGCAACGACUCGUACGGGUCGGGCAACAACAACAACAACAGCGAUUCGUACGGCUCUUCCAACCAGUCCGGCGGCGGGCUUGGUGGAAACAGCGACAACUACGGCUCCUCCGACCGUGGGGGCAACGACUCGUACGGCUCGGGCAACAACAACAACAGUGAUUCCUACGGCUCGUCCAACCAGUCCGGCGGCGGCUACGGCGGGAACAACAACACCGACUCGUACGGCUCGUCCAACCGGAGCAGCGGCGGGCUCGGUGGGGACAACAACAACACCGACUCGUACGGCUCGUCCAACCAGUCCGGCGGCGGGCUCGGCGGGGGCAACAACAGCAACAACACCGACUCGUACGGCAGCGGGAACAACUCGUCCAGCACCCAAAGCCAGGGUCAGGGUCAGGGUCAGGGUCAGAGCGGGAACUGGAUCGACAAGGGCGUCGCGAUGGCCGCGCAGAAGGCCGGGUAUAACCUCGACCAGAGCACGACGGAGAAGAUCGCGGACGGGCUGCAGGAGGGCCUGGGGAAGUUUACCGGCAAGAAGUGGUGAAUGCGUCUUGCAGUUGUGGGGAACGAAACGGAGUAGGCACGGACCUGGUGAUGGAUACGGGAUGUGAAGAAGAAGUCGGGUUAUCUGUACGUUAGGGCACAUUCGGAGUUCUUGGUGUACGGGUCUGUGUGAUUGAGGCAUAUCCAAGAUUUGCACAAGUCGGAACCACGCUUGCCUUUCCAGCAAGAGUCUGCACGUCAUCUGAGGGAGGGACUGCAGACGGACGCCUUUGGCGAGUGAUGUUUGCAGUAAGUCGGGGGCGGUGGCGGUGAGAACAGCGGAUCUACUGUUCCGUUCGGCGAACGUUCACCGAACACCGGGAUUUCCUGGCGCCCUACUACUGUAGUACCGACAUACAUAGGUGCUCC